Molecule: messenger RNA, 6495 nt
Organism: Ceratina calcarata
Lineage: Eukaryota; Metazoa; Arthropoda; Insecta; Hymenoptera; Apidae
Gene: wts
Product: serine/threonine-protein kinase warts
Exons: 6
Coding region: 1360-4962 (1200 amino acids)
Biological process (GO): protein phosphorylation
Molecular function (GO): protein kinase activity; ATP binding; protein binding
Source: RefSeq, a predicted model, not a curated record
GCUGAAAUGUCAAUCUCAAAAUCGAGAAGUUCGCUCGCGCGUUUUAGAGCUGCAGGAGAUACAAGCGUGCUCAAGAUUCAUUUUAUUUCGCUAUGCGUGUCUCACAAAGUUUGCACUUUCUUUUUUUCGGAUAUUACUUCCAAACGUACGUCGCUAGGUGGCAGGACAAUAUCAAGUUUACAAAAUUAUUAAUGACCGUCGAAUUAUAGGCAAGCUAAUAAAACUUUUCCAGCUGUUCCUUGUGCCUUCAACGAUUCUGUACGCGAAGCGUUAAGUAACAAUAACAAGAUGGUGACACUCAUCUGGAUAGAAGUAUAAGCAAAUACAUACGUAGUAUACUUAUUUACAUGUCGUACGUAUACGUAUGUAGUUUUGUAAAAUGGUAGAGAAAUUUUUGCGUGGCCGUUCAUGUGGUAGCUAUUCAUGUACACUUUGUCGACGUAUGUAUGUGUGCACAUGUACGGGAAUACGUAAAUGUAAAUGCAGAUAAUACAUAUACACGUAUAUAUUUUGAAUAUGCUUUGCCUGGAGAUGUAGUUAAAUUUGUCGGACGCACAGACGGUAAACGUUAUAGCAUUGUAGUACUGAACGACAAUUGGGAAAAAUGAUUUGUUUAUAGGCGCACCAACCCUACGGGUAUCGUUUCUAGGUAUAUUGUAAAUUACGAAAAAGAGUGUCAAGUUGGUGUAGGAAUGUGGCACUUCAAGAUGGCUGCCAGUUACUUUAGUAAUUUACGGCUGUAUCUUUCUUUGUUGUUGUUGAAGUAAUUACGGCCGCGUAUCGGAGUAGCGUAGAAUUAGUUUUAAGCGAAAAUAGUGAACCAAAAGUUGUACGUGCACGUUACCCUCGUUACGCGCGAUCUGUGAAAACGCGAUAAUAGAAUAUGCUUUGAAGUCGUUCUCCUCCUGCUGAUUGCCGUUUCAGUUAAACCUAUUUCAACAAAGUAUUUCUCAGCCGAUGUCCGGCCAAUUCCGAAGAAAGUGUGCGCUACCGAAUCUCGUUUCAUGCACGAAGGACUUAGGAUCGAUCCGUCACGCAUCUAAUGAAUAGGUUAGAUCCUUGAUCGAACAGAGCAUUAUGUACAGACGACAGAGUGAAUCGAUCGUACGAGACCCAUAACGUCUCUACGCGAGAGACCAGUAAUUCGAACGAUUUACGAUAUAGCAGCCUAAUUAACGGGAGAUCAAUCGUAAUCGAAAUCGUACAGUCUUACCUGACGGUGACUAACGAGUAUCUUAAUACGCGAGACUCGUCGUAACAUCGAUGUUAGUAGAACGCGUAACUUGAUGUAUGUGUAUAUAUAUAUAUAUGUCACAGCCAGAUUAAAGCUAGGUCGGAGAGGGCCUAGCAUGGGCCACUAUGAAUCCACCCGCAGUUAACAAAUCGAGCACUCGUGGCUCUGGAUAUCAUCAGAAGGCUUUAGCCGAAAUUCGUAAUUCUCUGCUACCCUUUGCUAACAUCGGAGGUGCAGGGGACGUGGGUUCCAGUGCUGCCAGCACUAUAUCCACCUUGUCAACGACCAGCGGUAUCAGUUCCGCUUCGGGUCUCAGUGGUCUCUCCGGAGCCUCGGGUUCUACGAUCGAUAAAUCCGAUCAACGACAAUUGUUAUCGCAGUUGCUAGCAAUGGGAUACUCAGAGGAGAUCGCGUUACGCGCGUUGAAGUUGGCUGGUUGGCGGCUGGAUGCAGCUAUCGAAUACUUGAAGCAGGCCCAAGGGGAGACGCUGAACGGGCUCGGGAAACUGAACAGCAAAUUGAUAAGAAAGCCCAGCUUGGAAAGGGAGCUGAGCCUGCAGCGUGGAAGUCCGGCGUUGGACAGCGGAGCGGGAAGCUCGCGAUCGGACAGUCCGCGCUUGACCGAGCUGAGCCCGCAUCCGCAGUUGAGUCGCCAAUAUUCGCCGAGUAAUUUCGUCGAACGAGAACCACCUCCUCCUCCGCCGCCUAGAUGUAGUUCUACUCCGCCGCCGCCGCCUCCACCUCACGCGCCGUACAAUCAACCGAACGUGCCUACCAACAUGCAACAGAUGUUGAAGCGGAUGUCCCCCGCGCCGGUGGUGCCGACGCGGCCACCUCCUACCACGCCGGGCAACACCGGCCCGAUUUCGACCUCGGUCAAUCUACCUCAGAGAGGUACGAGUCCGGUCGCGAGUUCUAACAACAAUUCCAACUGCCGUCAACCGAUGAUCGUGCAAAACGGACCGCAAGUACAGCAGCAACUCUCUCAACAGAUACAAGCGCUCAGUAUUUAUCAGACGGGCAGUAACCAAGCCAAUACUCAAGUCGAACCACCACCCCCUUAUCCCAUAGUCUCCUCGCCGUCUACCUGCCCGGUGCAACCACCGUCUUACAGUGCCUCGAUGCAAAACAGACAGAGCCCCACACAAUCUCAACAGGACUAUCGAAAGAGUCCCUCGUCCGGCAUCUAUUCCGGGCCAACGUCCGCUGCCGGUUCUCCGAGCCCGAUCACCGUCUCCGCAAUAUCGCCGAGCACGCAAGCCUCGAUGGCCAGACCGACCCCGUUACAGGCAUGGGGCGCGCGACAGGCGAAGACUCAACCACCGAUCAUCAUGCAGUCCGUUAAGAGUACUCAAGUGCAAAAACCUGUCCUACAAACGGCAAUCGCGCCGACUUCGCCACAGCCGAUUUCUACGACCAGUAACACACCUCCCCCGCCUCCGUCUUACGCAACUUCUAUCCAACAGAAGCAACAGCAGCAGUCGCAACAGCAGUCGCAGCAACAACAGCAGCAGCAGCAGUCGCAGCAGCAACAGCAACAACAGUCGCAGCAGUCGCAGCAGCAGCAGCAGCAGCAGCAGCAGUCGCAGCAGCAGUCGCCGCAGCAGCAGACGCCGCAGCAGCAGUCGUCGCAACAACCGCCGCCCGCGUACCCACCCGUGAACAACGUCGUCGCAACGUCAACGAACAGUAUCGGUGUUUCGGUGGGUGUACCGACCACGGAACCCCCUAGUUACGCUACAACGAUGCAAGCUCUGGCGGCCCAACGGGGCAUGCAUCAUCCUGUUCCUCCGCCUCCGCCGUAUGGCACGGCCGCUGCCGAAGACUCGGGGAUGGAAACGAAUACCCUUAGAUCGUCGCCGGUCGCGAUGCACCCUCCGUUACAGAGGAAAUAUUCACCGGCCGACCCCGUAGGAUGCCAGCAUUCUACGGAACCGCCGCCGUUGCCACCUCCCGCGGCGUCCGCCAUGCCCUCGAGACCGGGAAACGCUGGCAAUGGUAACAGCGGCAACGCGAACAGUGCAGGUAACAGCAGUAGCGGUAGUAACGGAAACGCUGGCACCAACAACAGCGGCGGUGGGAAUAUGAACAAUAACAGCGGCAGCAAUGGGAACAGCAUUAACAACAACGCUACCAACACCGCCGUAGCCACCAACAACAAUAACAAUAAUAACAAUAAUCAUUCGCCGGAGAGCAACGGGCCGAGAGGAACCAGUUCCUCGCCGUCGUCCUAUAAGAUCAAGCAUCAGUCUCCGAUACCGGAGCGCAAACACAUGAGCAAAGAGAAGGAGGAAGAGCGGAGGGAUUGCAAAGUUCGUAACUACUCUCCUCAGGCGUUCAAGUUCUUCAUGGAACAGCACGUUGAGAACGUGUUGAAGUCUCACAAGCAGCGGCUGUAUCGUCGGCUUCAGCUGGAGACGGAAAUGGCUAAGAUCGGGCUCAGCGCCGAGGCCCAGUGUCAAAUGAGGAAGAUGUUGUCGCAGAAGGAAUCGAAUUACAUUCGACUGAAGCGAGCGAAAAUGGACAAGUCGAUGUUCACGAAGAUCAAGCCGAUCGGGGUCGGUGCUUUCGGAGAAGUGACUCUCGUCAGGAAGCUGGACACGAAUCAGUUUUACGCGAUGAAGACUCUCAGAAAGGCGGACGUGUUGAAUCGUAAUCAAGUGGCUCACGUUAAAGCCGAGAGGGAUAUAUUGGCGGAGGCUGACAACGAGUGGGUCGUCAAACUGUACUAUUCCUUUCAAGACAAGGAUAAUUUGUAUUUCGUAAUGGAUUACAUACCCGGCGGUGAUCUGAUGUCGUUGUUGAUCAAGUUCGGCAUCUUCAAGGAACCUCUGGCUAGAUUUUACAUUGCCGAGCUGACGUGUGCAGUAGAAAGUGUUCAUAAGAUGGGUUUCAUCCACAGAGACAUUAAGCCGGAUAACAUUUUGAUCGAUCGGGACGGGCACAUAAAGUUGACAGACUUUGGCCUGUGCACAGGAUUCCGUUGGACCCAUAAUUCCAAGUAUUAUCAGCAAAAUGGACACGGAAAACAAGACUCGAUGGACCCGGCCGACGACUGGAAUAACGAGUGUCGUUGCAUUCAGUUGAAACCUUUGGAACGCAGAAGGCACAGAGAACACCAGAGAUGCUUGGCGCAUUCGCUUGUCGGAACACCGAACUACAUCGCACCGGAGGUGUUGCAGAGGACGGGAUAUACCCAGCUGUGCGACUGGUGGAGCGUCGGUGUCAUCUUGUAUGAAAUGUUGGUCGGGUCGCCGCCGUUCAAUGCCAACACCCCCGCCGAGACACAAUACAAGGUGAUCAAUUGGGAGACCACUCUGCACAUCCCGAAGCAGGCGAACCUCUCCGCGGAAGGUAUGGAUUUGAUAUUAAAAUUGUGCGUCGGCGCGGAUCGUCGGUUAGGUAAGAACGCGGACGAGGUAAAGAGUCAUCCAUUUUUUACGAGUAUCGAUUUUGAGAAGGGUCUACGCCGGCAAGUAGCUCCUCAUAUACCUCGGAUACAGUAUCCAACCGAUACUAGUAAUUUCGAUCCUGUGGAUCCCGACAAAUUACGAAACUCGGAAUCUUCCGAUUCCAACAAGUCCGACGAGUUGCUCGACAACGGGAAACCCUUUCACGGUUUCUUCGAAUUUACUUUUAGGCGCUUCUUUGAUGAUGGUGGUGGUCCCGCGUAUCCUAGUCGAAUAAGCUUGGACGAUAACGAUAAUCAAGGUCCGGUCUACGUAUGACAGUAGAUGUAGCAUCUUUUUCUUUUCUAUUCGUUAAGUCGGAGGUGGCUCGAUAUUUCGUACGAGUUUGUUCGAAGAACGAAUGCAAAAAUAUAACAAGUAUCUGUGUAAAUAUUUUCUGAAACAGUUUUCUUAGGAUCGACGAGUAGGUAGGAUAAUACGAAUCGUGAAUGUCGUUAGCCAGCCGUGCGCACCGAGUUCUCUCCGUGCUCCUCUUUCUCUUUAGUACGUUUACGGCCAGCUAAUGUGCUAAAUCGUUAACGAACAUUAAGUAUAUACCGUACUACGUUUUACGCAAGAAAAAUGACGGUCAUACAGGAGACGAAAACCCUCGCGUUUGUUCCUUAAUUUCAAUAUCGUAUCAUAUUCGUUUGUUUUUCCCAACUUUUUUUUUCUCUUUUUCCAUCUCUUAUUCUUCUCCUCGUUGUAAUCGUGAAAUCGUUAAACGAACCGCUUUCUUUCGAAGUAGCAGAUUCUUCUAUAGUUAAUCGGAAACUUUUGACCAGGUCAUGCGUUUAUCGUUUCUGUUUUUUGUUGCUACCAUCAAACACCGAGCAUACAAUCAAGUUGGGAGCAAGUUCUUUCGAUCGUCCCUACUCCUUCUGAAGUGCGGUGAAAAGUGAAUAGAGGAAAAGUAACGCAAAAUUUCUGGGGAGCGUAUUAGUUUUUCGGACGUGCAACAAUUACGAGCUAUGUAUGUGAUCGAUGUUCGAAGAAAAAGUAGAAAGUAAUCGGUGGCUAGACAAUAUACGUAUGCGUAAAGAAAAGAAUGUGCUUGCCAUUUGCAUUGGUAUCGGCUCAUGUGCCUAUCGGAAACGUGUGUUUGUAUGUUUCAGCAAGUACUGUGAUAUUGCAGAUAAUUAGAGUAAUGCGGCUUUUAAACCUAUUGGCCUUAUUUAACUUUUUUUUUACAUUGAACGAUUGAUAACAACAAAUAUAAAUAAUUAGUACUAUUAACUGUUACUGUACAGAUUCUUGAAUGGAUGUAAUGUGUUCAUUGCAUAUUUUAUGCAGCUUUUAAUCUUUAGACCACUUUUCCCUUUUUACUCGUUCUAUUUCUCUCUCUCUCUCUCUCUCUCUCUCUCUCUCUCUCUCUCUCUCUCCUGUCUCUCGUAUUUUCUUUUACUUGUUCGCCCAUUCGCUCAUUCAUUCUCAAACUCUCAUUUUCAUCUAAACUUCGAUCUUCUACCUUCUGGGUUUUACUCUGUAAUUUUAAGAAAAUAUUAUCACGUCAACUCAUCCCUCGAGAGCGUCUUACACUUUCUCAAGCGAAACCAUUUGCAAUUAAAAGUGUGGAUAACUCGCAUCGAAUCUAGAUUAAAUUAAGGGGAACGAAAGAUGAUACCUGAUUAGCGAAAAAAAUGUUUGACCGACGAGCCGAGAAUGGACUCUGACGUGUCGUUAAUAAUGUGAUUCACAUAAUCGAAAAUACAAGCGAAUAAUAUAUACUAUAUUGGAACCACGACCAAAACGAUUAAUGCUUUGUACCAAUCUGUACAUUAUGUCUAUAAAUAAAUGUAAUUUCUUGCAGAA